AUGCAAUUGAUAUCAUGUCAAACAUCACCGGAGUGUCAAAGAGAGGCCAAGAAAAUAGACAUAAUUAUUGAAGACAUGUAUUUGUUUGGUUCGGCUCAACGCCUGUUCCCCACAAGUAAUCGCGAGAUGAAGACAUUUUGCAAAGAUAAUGUUGAAUAUCACAAUCAAGUCAAGAAUUAUUCGGACAAAUGUUUGGCAACUCUAAGCAAACGAUUGAUUAGUUUAAUGAUGUAUUCAAUAUCGCGAAACAAUGUUAACACUUGUAAAUCAAAGCGCCGGUCGCAGGAAUUUUUCAGUAAUGGUAAGUGUGGUAAUACAGCUCAGACAGACAAUAGGAAGUGCUGGCAUCGGUGGUUACAUGAAUUGGAUGGCAUCAAGACUAUGAAUGACUACAAACUCAAAAUACCGCUGUCGUGUUGCACUUUUUACAAAAUGAGAUCAUGUUUUCAGCGGACAUACGAACAAAAGCAAAAGGAUUGCUCCAAGAAGUCAGCGGACAGUCUCGAGAAACUGCUCGACGUUUACGCCACCGAAACCCUGUCCUUCUUGUGUGGCGACUAUAGWGAUGAUAGCGAUAAAUGUGACAAAAUUGUGCCACAAAUACCUAAGACUACGACAAGUGAUAAAACUAAUUCACCGAUAACUAUAUUAAUCAAUAUAUUAAACAGUAUACCUGACGGCGCUUAUUAG
This is a messenger RNA of Oppia nitens, 690 nucleotides long. RefSeq lists its product as uncharacterized. The transcript has 3 exons. The record is from RefSeq and is a predicted model, not a curated record. The coding region runs from base 1 to 690 and encodes 229 amino acids. Lineage: Eukaryota; Metazoa; Arthropoda; Arachnida; Sarcoptiformes; Oppiidae.